Molecule: messenger RNA, 810 nt
Organism: Dioscorea cayenensis subsp. rotundata (Guinea yam)
Lineage: Eukaryota; Viridiplantae; Streptophyta; Magnoliopsida; Dioscoreales; Dioscoreaceae
Product: norbelladine 4'-O-methyltransferase 2-like
Exons: 5
Coding region: 82-786 (234 amino acids)
Molecular function (GO): S-adenosylmethionine-dependent methyltransferase activity; O-methyltransferase activity
Source: RefSeq, a predicted model, not a curated record
UAGUGGAGUUAUAUAAGAGGUUUGAAAAGAAAGAUCCUCAUUCUCCAUAGUUGCGUGACAGUUUUUUUCUCCCACUCAUCUAUGGCUACAGUUAAGAACCUUCUUAAGAGCGACGAUCUUCUUAAGUAUAUGUUGGAGACAAAUGUAUAUCCAAGGGAGCAUGAACAACUGAAGGAGUUGAGAGAGGUAACAAUGAAAGAUAUAAGGGGAGAAAUGAGUGUGCCUGCAGAUGAAGGGCAACUUUUAUCAGUUAUUUUGAAGCUAAUGAAUGCUAAGAAGACCAUAGAAAUUGGAGUUUUCACUGGCUAUUCGCUUCUCACUACUGCAUUGGCAUUGCCGAAGGAUGGGAAGAUAAUAGCUAUCGAUAUGGAUAGAUCAUCUUUUGAAAUAGGACUCCCUUUUAUUCAAAAAGCGGGAGUGGAAGAAAAAAUCAACUUUAUUGAGUCCGAAGCAAUACCUAUCCUUGAUAAGAUGAUUGAAGAGGCAAAAGAUGGUGAAGAGGAUUUAUACGAUUUUGCAUUUGUGGAUGCUGACAAAACAAACUAUGGAGAGUAUCAUGAAAGAUUGUUGAAGUUGGUGAAGAUAGGAGGGGCCAUUAUCUAUGACAACACACUCUGGCUUGGUACCGUAGUAGAACCUCUAGAUUUUUCAUUCAAUGAGGAGGCUGAUCUUGAGGUAAGAAAUUUCUUAGUGAAGUUCAAUAAAUUUCUAGCGGCUGAUUCUAGAGUUGAAAUUUGUCAAGUUUGCAUUGGAGAUGGACUCACCAUUUGCAUGCGCAUCCUUUGAAACAAGAUACUAUUUUCCUCUUUU